Anolis sagrei ordinatus is the source of this 1131-nucleotide messenger RNA. It is a transcript of the gene EBI3, whose product is annotated as Epstein-Barr virus induced 3. Gene Ontology annotation, molecular function: cytokine receptor activity; protein binding. Gene Ontology annotation, cellular component: membrane. The record is from RefSeq and is a predicted model, not a curated record. Lineage: Eukaryota; Metazoa; Chordata; Lepidosauria; Squamata; Anolidae.
UGCAUUGUGACAGCAAAGGAAAUUCCAAGGCUGCAGCUGAUCUUUGGGAAUUGUCCCUCCUGAUGGGAAAGGAAGGGACUUUUUGAGCCCAGCUUGGAGGAUGUGAGAAAACACGACAUGAUCAGUUCUUGUCAGGGCGAAAGAGACAGCCGCUUCUUCUCCUUCCUUGCCUGGGAUGGGGAACGCAGCCUUUCAAAUGCUGUGGAUGUUGGUGCUUGCAGUCCUAUCAACCUGUUCGUGUGAAGAUGCUGCUGUGCUCAAGGAAGAGAGAGGGACCGCGGAUGGCUUGGUAUCCCAGCGUUAUGUCAGCCUUGGGGCCCCCGAAGUGAUCCUGUCCUGCUCCAUAUCGGGAAACACAUCUGCAGUGCAAUGGGCUCUAAAUGGCAAACCAGUGCCCAAAGCGGCGAGGAAGGAUGGCAGCUUAAUCCUGCAGAAUGUGACUUUGGCACAAGGAGGGGAAUACAGUUGCCACGACUCAGAGGCUGGACCACCCCUGAGAAGGAUCCACCUGAAGCUGGGCUACCCACCUGAGAAGCCUGAUGUCCAAUGCUGGUCGGCCAGUUACCCAGUGGCCAAUUGCACCUGGACUCUACCAACUGAGACGCACCUCCCCACUCUUUUCUUCUCCAGUUACAGGCACGGCCUGGAAGGCCAAGCGCAUGAAUGCAUCCCGCCCGUCGCUGAGGCCAACCUCUGCUCCAUCCCCAACAUCCAGAUGUUCACCAUUGAUCCCUAUGUGCUCAAUGUGACGGCCACAAAUCCUUUGGGGUCGGCGACUCGCCUCUUUCCCAUCUUCCUGGAGCAGAUCCUCAAACCUGACCCUCCGGAAGGGGUGACAGUCUCCCCAAUCCGAGGCGAGAAGAAGAAACUCCUUUUGGAAUGGAAGCCGCCAGUUUCAUGGCUCUUUCCCGAAUAUUUCCCUUUGAAAUACAUGAUCCGUUAUUGGAAGGAGGGAUCUCACAGCCGCAAGACGAUCAGACCGACUGAGCAAACCUCUUUUGUCUUGACCGGGAUUCGUUCUGGAACAACAUAUUAUGUCCAAGUGGCAGCCAAAGAUUUCCUUGAUAACGGCGAAUACAGCACUUGGAGUUUUCCAGCCACUGGAACAGCUUGGAGUGAUGGAUCUUAAAC